AUGUUGGAUCUACAAAAUUUUUAUUUCAAAACAAUAACGAAAAAUAUUCCUAGAACUUAUCAUUCUUUUUCAAGUGUUUCCGAAUCAAAUAUUGUUGUGAAUGGAGUAAUUAAACAUGUAGAUUUUUAUCCGUCCGCAUUUAGACUACAGAAAAAUUACAAAUUGCCAUUUAUCAAAGGCAAAUUUAGUAAUGAAAAUUGUGUGAUAUGUGUUGAAGAUUUUCAUUUACGUUCAUUAGUAUAUGAACUUCCAUGUCAACACACAUACCACGUGAAGUGCUUGGAAACAUGGCUAAAAGAAUGUCACAUAUGUCCAUGUUGUCGAUGUGUUGUGGUUGGUCACAUAAAAAUAUAUCAUGACUACGAAUCUAAGGUUGGUGAGAAUAGAAAUGUUACAGCAAAAAUCAAAUUGGUCACAAAUCACAAUGUUCAUUAG
Messenger RNA from Helobdella robusta, 435 nucleotides. RefSeq lists its product as hypothetical. The transcript has a single exon. The coding region runs from base 1 to 435 and encodes 144 amino acids. The record is from RefSeq and is a predicted model, not a curated record. Lineage: Eukaryota; Metazoa; Annelida; Clitellata; Rhynchobdellida; Glossiphoniidae.